Molecule: messenger RNA, 4092 nt
Organism: Trichomycterus rosablanca
Lineage: Eukaryota; Metazoa; Chordata; Actinopteri; Siluriformes; Trichomycteridae
Gene: fam43a
Product: family with sequence similarity 43 member A
Exons: 1
Coding region: 157-1191 (344 amino acids)
Source: RefSeq, a predicted model, not a curated record
UCCCGAGCUGAUGCUCCUCAGCCGAUACUUUCAUGAAACGGUGGAUGAAUGUACUUAUUUACAAACAAAGGAGGACACUGUGCGUUCAUAGCGCAUUAAGUACAUUAGUACAGUUUCUAGUAAAACUGUGACCGCUCUGCGUCUGCGGUGUCUAUAAUGUUGCCCUGGAAAAAGAACAAGUUUGAUCUGAUAGAGGAAGAUAAGCACGGCAAACAGAAGGGCUACGCGGUGAGUCUCAACUACUCCGCGCUCACAUCGCUGGCCAAGGCGUGUCCGGAGACCGCGCUCAACCGGGUCGGCAGCAUGUUCAAGUCCAAGCGGAAAAAAGUGAACAUUACGAGCGAGGAUCCCACCUACACGGUGCUGUAUCUGGGAAACGCAACGACCAUCCAGUCCAAGGGCGAGGGCUGCACGGACGUGGCUGUGAGCAAGAUCUGGAACAAGAGCGACAUGGGCAAGAACGGCACUAAGAUGCGUCUGACGGUGAGCUCGCAGGGUGUGCGCAUGGUGCACAUGGACGAGAAAUCGCGCAGACCUGGACAUUUAUAUCUACUGCACAGGAUCACAUACUGCGUGGCUGAUCCGAGGCUGCCCCGCGUCUUUGCCUGGAUCUACCGUCACGAAAUGAAGCACAAGGCGGUGAUGCUACGCUGCCAUGCCGUGUUAGUUUCCCGACCCGAAAAAGCCAAAGCCAUGGCGCUACUGCUCUACCAGACUUCAGCUACAGCUCUGGCAGAGUUUAAGAGACUGAAAAGACGGGACGAUGCCAGACAUCAGCAGCAGCAGCUGAUCGGAGAACAGACCAUCCCUCUGGUUCCUCUGCGCAAACUGCUGAACGGUCAGUGCAGUUAUAAACCGCCGGUGGAGCGCAGCAGGAGCGCACCGAAGCUUGGUGCCAUCACCGAGGACCUGAUGGGUGAAGAGGCUGAAGAGAAAGCUACAGAAUUUGAAUGCGAAGACGUGCUGGAUACAGACGAAUCGACCGCCGGAAAACCCGGUUUAUCCCAGCUUAUCAACGAUCUGAAUGAAAUGAGCAUCGGGAAUGAUGUUCAGAGUCUAAAAGCGGACCUGAGUGUAACCAGGCUGUUGUCUGGUGAAAGUUCGGGCAGCGAAUCCUCAAUUGAAAACAGUCCUGAUUCCUCCUCAUUGUUCUCCAAGGCCAAGCAGGACGUAACACCAGAGGUCGGCUAAACAGGUUCAUAAACUUUUUCCACAAACUGUUUUCCACUAGUUUAAACACUGUCAUACACUAAAUGUGUAUAUGGAGACGAUGCCUAACAUUUAUAACACUUUCAUCCAAGAAUGUUUGUGGCUCCUAACUUAAACCGAAAGUACAUUUGCACCAUGCCAAGUCUUGUUUCUGUAGAAGUCUUAGAACUGGGGGUGGCCCAGCGAUGCAAAGGUCACUUUAGGGGGUUCAGAGUAAACAGAAUAAAAAGAUGUGUAAUUCACUUGAAUGGGUCAGUAAAACUAAUCUAAAAGCUGUAACCAUUCUAAACGGUGAGGGGUUGAUAAACUUUUUCACAAACAGUUUUCCACCAGUUUACAGUUGCCAUAAAAUAACUGCAAUGACAUUUAUUUGAAAGGUUUUGUAACAGUUGUUCCAUUGAUCAUUUUUGUGUCGGAUGUUACCAAACCUUUGAAAUGUCAGUGUUUGUGAAUAAAGUUUGACAAACUUGUGCCACUUUCACUCAUACGACCUUAAAAAUAAAGGUGCCUAAAAGAAGCAUGUUUGGUUCCUGUAGGAACCUUUCAGUUCAAGGUCCAUUAUAAUUUUGUUUUGGUGCUACAAUAAAAUUUUCAAUACACGAGGCACUUUAGAGGGUUUUCCAGUACAACAUGGUUCUGCAGUUGUAUUGCAAUAAAGAACUUUUUGGCACAUUGUUUUUAAGAGUGUGUACUUUGAGGUUUGUGGCUCCUAAUUUGAACCUUUGCACCAUGCCAAGCCAUGUUUCAGUGGCAGUACUAGAAAUUUAGUGGUCAGGGUCUUUUUAUGGGGUUCAAAAUACACAAGACAAAACAUUUUUACUCAAACAAGUUUGUGGGAAGCUUUAUGAAAAUCUGAAUAGUUUCAUGAAGUGCUUUUUAAAGCAGUUUACUACUGUCCACAAACAAAAACUGCACCACAAAAAGGUUUGGUAACUUUUUUUUUUUCCACAGAAACUGUUUUUGCGCUUUAAACAAACUAACUUUUAAACAGGCAACCUUAAAAACAAUGCCACUUUGUCAUUCAAUGUGUAUGUGGAGGAAAAAAACUUAUACACCCAUUAAAAAUGCCCGAAAAGUCUAUGUUAUGGCAUUUUUGGCUACCUGAAGGAUCUUUGAUAGAUGACACUUUUAGUAUUUGAUGGUGCCAAUGAUUCAUCAUACUAUAAAUCAUACAGUAAAUGUGAGUUGUGUUUUUCUUUUGGUGUAUAAUUAGUUUCACAGUACCAUCAAUUAUAGUUCUAUGGCAUCACUGUAAGAAGAAAAUGUAUUUUUACAUGUUUAAGAGAUUAUUUUAAUGCUUGAGGCCUCUUCUGUUUUGAACCAUACUACUUCAAAACAUUCCUGUACGUUCCUGUAUUUUGAGGUUGGUGAUUUCUGACUUUGAAAUGACAUUAUGCCAAGCCUCUUUACAGGGUUUAAAGUACAUAAACAAAAUUUGUGUAUACAUAUGAAUUAUUUUUGCACAGGAAUAAGUUUUAGAUAAGUAAUUUUCUUAGAAGGGUAAGGGAAGCAAGUGAAAAGCAAUUUCAAGGCAGCCUGGGUGGCCUUCCAUAUGUCUAUGCCAUAUUUCCUUCUGAGGGUUUUCCGCAACAGUGUCUACAAGGUCCAUAGUUUUAAUAGUACCUGUUCAUACAAACUGUUGUAUUUAUUUUAAAAAGUUUGGUAAUGUAGCUUAUUUUUUUGCAAACUUUGUACCAUGUUUAAUGUUUUUGUGUGCACACUGGUUACUUCUGGGUUCUCCAUUGUUUCUACAGAAGGUGGAUUGGCUGCUCUAAAUUGCCCCUAGUUGUGAGCUGUGAGAAUGUCUGAGCUCUGUGAUAAAUUGGCUUAAUGUACAAUGUGAAUUUACAUCUUCUAAAAAGAGUUUGUGGGUGGCCAUCUGCAACCCUGAUCAAAAUGUAUUGAUAAAAAAUUAAAUUUUUGUUUAGGUAGGAUCGUCCCAAUCCACAUCAUAUUGUACUAAUCAGUACAACACCAUUGGUGUUCUUACUGUUUACAGAAUAUGUGGCUCACUUUGCAAGUUCCGAGAAAAAGAAACUCAACACACAAAUACACCAGCAAUAUGCAUCAAUGCAUUUUGUAACAAAUGCCAAGGAUGUCCAUGGAAUCACAGCCUUAGCUCAGGUGUUUUGGAAGCCUUGGAAAAUUGAUACUGUACCAGACAGUAAGUCACCACGACUGGAGUUCAGAAAGUCGCAGGUGUAGAGAGGCAUUAACUGCUAAUGAAAUGCUGAAUGUAGCAGCAGUGUGUAGGCCAGCGCAUGUUGGGUUGAUCUGAAAGGAAAAAAAGAGAAUUACUAAAUAGGUCGUGUCUUUUUCCACUUGUCUUGUUCUUGAGGUAGUGAUGAUGUAUCUUUUCAGAAAUUACAUCCAGUAACAUCAGUGACAGGUUUUGAAUCUGGCAGUUUUAAUAAUUUCUUUUCAUUGUUUCAUUUACUGCUUUAAUUUUAUUUGACGUUUGAAUGGAACUAUGGCUGUCAGCCUGAGCUCUGAGCUGUGAAAAUGAUAAUUCUUUUCUCCAUCACAUAAAUGGUUGUCUAUUGAAGUGUCAUUAUGCCUUUCAUUUUCCCAAAGAAAAUAUGUUUCUUUUUAAAUUUUAAUAUGAAGAUGUCUCACCCGAACUACCUGCAUAUGCUAGCUAAUUUUUUUAGGACGUUAAGUUUUCUGUUUCUUAUUGCACUGUUGUGUAAUGAAGUCGUUAUGUUAAUGAUACUUUAUAUAACAUCGUUUCCUUUUACAUGUUCUUAUCUUUGCUGUGCAAAAGAAAAAUCUAAUGUAUUAAGAUGAACAUAAUAAAUACAAAAUGUGUAUUAUUUUUAAAGAGGUAAAUGUGCUUUGUUUUGUGUACCUUGCAAAAUUACCAAUAAAAAGAAAAUACAUUCA